This is a messenger RNA of Sarcophilus harrisii (Tasmanian devil), 2622 nucleotides long. It is a transcript of the gene CCDC184, whose product is annotated as coiled-coil domain containing 184. The record is from RefSeq and is a predicted model, not a curated record. The coding region runs from base 771 to 1331 and encodes 186 amino acids. The transcript has a single exon. Gene Ontology annotation, cellular component: cytoplasm. Lineage: Eukaryota; Metazoa; Chordata; Mammalia; Dasyuromorphia; Dasyuridae.
AGAAGCUGCAGGAAAUCCAGGGGAUUCUCUCUCUCUUUGUCUCUCUUGCUCUCUCCCUCUUGCUGUCUCUUUCCCUCUAUGUCUCUCUCUUGUCUCCCCUCUUUGUUACUGUGAGAUUUUAUGUCGCAAACUGCCGUCUCCCUCUUCCCCAAAGCAUAUUCAUUCGCUUUCUUUCCAGACCUUAGGCCAGAGGAACAACUACAACUUCUCCACAGUCUAAGACCUUGACUACUGGGGCAGAAUGAGGUCCUCCACCAUCACCCUGAGUACAUUCCCACCUCCCUCCUCUCUCCCUCUUUUUCCUCGGGUCCUUCUUUCCUAGUUGCCAUGGAGACUCACGUCAUCUACGUGCCGUGCGUCGCCUUGGAAACAGAGGAGCAUCAGAGGCGCGGCUGGGAGACCCGCCCCUCUUCGCCUCUCACCAACAGCCGCUGCCACUUAAUGGCGGCGGAGUGGUAGCCCUCGGAUCCAGAGCUAGACUCAGCCCCGGCUCCAGCCACAGAGCUUUUGGGCACGUUCCAGCGAGGCCAGGUGUAGGCUUUGCGUUCGCGCCUCCCGGCACUUGGCGGGUGAAUCUGAUCCGGCUACCAGGGGCCGAAUCCGAGAGUCCUUCCUCCUCCCAGGUACUCUCUAGCUCCUCGCUCGUUCCCCCUCGCCGAUACUCCGACUUCUCUCCUGGAUCCCUACACCGGCGGGGCUCCCUACUCCCCUCGCUGUCCCUUGCCGGGGGCCCGGGUCGAUCUUGCUGCCGCCGCCGCUGCCGCAAGUCAAUGGAGGACGGACCGCUGGAGAUCCUGACCAAGGACGGCGACCUCCCGGGCCCAUUGGAGGUGUCCUCGGUGCCCGCUGUGGGGGACGUGAUCUCGGGCGAGUAUAACGGCGGCAUGAAGGACCUGAUGGAGCACCUGAAGGCCCAGCUGCAGGCCCUGUUUGAGGACGUGCGGGCCAUGCGGGGGGCCCUGGACGAGCAGGCCUCGCACAUCCAAGUGCUUUCCGACGACGUGUGCGCCAACCAGAGGGCUAUCGUCUCCAUGUGCCAGAUUAUGACCACAGCGCCCCGCCAAGGCCUGGGUGCGGCCAGUGGCCCGGAGGGAGGCGACCGGGGCUCCCCUGGAGUUCCAGGGACCCUUCUUGCCAAGGAGUGGGGCUGUGGUGCGCAGGAUCCCGAGGAGGAAGGGAAGGAAGUUCCCAGCCCAGCUACACCCACUAAUUUCUGUGAGAGCCUGGAGAACCCCUGUGCUUGCCUGCUGGAGGGGGAUGGGCCAUUGGUGGAUGCUCACGACCUGCCUGAUGUAGCCCUGCUCCAACUGGAGGGGGAGAACUCAAUGUAAGGAGGCUCCAGCGGGGGGCAGCACCUCCGAGGCACGGUUUUGGGUUUUUGGUGCAUGAUGAUGAGGGAACUGGACAACUCGGUGCAGCAUGCUUCACUUGGGUGUCUGCUAUGGGAUGCUAGGCAGAGACUCCUCUAAAGAGGAACUUAUAAUGAAGGGGAUCAUCAUGGAUUUUUUCUGCCUAACAGGCAGAAUGACUGACAGUCUCUCACAGGGAAAGGUGAAAUGCAAGGCAGAGGAAGCCAUUGGGCAUCUCAUCUCUGGACUCCCACCCAUCCUAACCCUCCCCUUGCCCCCAGCCAAUACAAGAGCCCCUGAAUUGUAUAAAUAAAAUUCUGCUUUUUAUAUUCUGAAGAUAUACUCCUUAGGACAGAGGCAAAUUAAAUCUCUAGACAUGUAUAUAGAAAUUAAGGAAUUGGGGUUUUUGUUUUGGCAACAAGAAACACCCCUCUGCUGAAACCCACUGACACUCAAUGCCACUGCCAAAGCCCCUUUCCCCCAGUACAGAAAUCUCUACACCUUCUUGUUGGUUAAGGAAGCUUGAGGAAUGAACUACAUGCAGUCCAGGGAGUGUGAGGGAAGGGGGUUCCACAGGCAUCUGGGCUAAAAGGCAAUGGCUCUUAAUGUGCAUGAAGAUUUGUUAGCUCAACUUUUAGGAUAUUGCAUGCUGAGAAGAUCCAGCUUUGUUAUAACUUCACCUGGGAUUGCAUAUCUUUGCAAUGACCUUAGAUCCCAGGCAGAAACUUGGGAACCUGGAGACACAGGGAUGUUCAGCAACCUGGUCAGGCUUGCUCGAUUCCCAUUCCUUUCCUUGCCAAAAUUGCCUCUCUUGUAGCCAGCCACUCUGUGUUGCCUCCAUGAUGUCCUGUGUUGUUAUGUGUUCAUUGUGUUGUAGUGUGUGAGCCCCAAGGGACAGGGUUUGUGGCUCACAUGUCUAGUUCAGAGGGUUUCAUACCCCUUUGUGAGCCCCAAACUAUCAUGACGCUUCUCCCCAACCCCUUCAGGGCAUGGAGCAUGUGGUUGUCCAGGGGUUCUGCAAAUGAUGUGUUGCUUUCCUUCCUCUCCCCUCCCCUUACAAGUACUGACUCUGUGUGCCCUAUCCCCUGCUCCUGUGUAUCUUUUUCUCUUAGUGCUUUCCUCGAUGUGACCUUAAUAAUAAAGAGGCGUCAUCUCCCUUCCUUGCUGACUGGUUCUGAGGGCAUGGUCUGGUUCUCCAUUGCACUCUGAAUGAUGCAGGGCCCAGAGAAGAGAGCCACACAAAUUCAGGGGAAGUGUGUGUGUGUGUGUGUGG